AUGAUGUUGGUUCACGGGAAAAUGGGACGUGAGAAUGGGUAUGUUAACCUGGGCAUGCCCCUUAAGUGUGUGCCCAAGGAUUCUCAUUUUGAAAUUUCAUUUACCCAAAGUAAGAGGCACAAGAAACACGGCACUGAGCAGCUGAGACAGUAUGACCACAAAGGUGGAGAGUGCAUCAAAUUCUAUGUUUUUGCUAUUGGAAAGGAAGCAAAGAUAAUUGUGAAAUGUCCUGAUCUUCGCAGAGAGCAGUAUAAACUCUGUGUUUAUGCCUUCAAAGGAGAAAGCAUUGAGGAUGCCCUCAACAGAGAUGGCAGAUUUCUGACUUUCCCAGAAGAGUGGAAUGUCAUAGAAACGGUGCAUUAUCAUUUACAAAAGACUUUUCUAGUUGAUGACUUAGAAGGCAGAGAAUUUCAGGUAGAGAAACACAGAAGGGUAUCCCCCAGGGGAGCCGCUUCUCAGAGUUGUGAGCUGGAGCAAACAGAAAGCGAUAUGUUAAAACAAAUAUUGGAUAAAUAUCCAAGUUUGAGAAGGGAAGGUGAAAAAAUCAGAAAAAAAUUUAAUCAAGAGAAAAAGGAGAAGAACAUUUCGCGAAUGAGUACCCUAUUUAAGACGCAUAGAAAGAACUUGGAACAACUAACCCAAGAUUCUGUCCCAGUUGAAGUACAUAAAUUACUGGGCCACCUCAGUGAUUCUGUCGGAUACAUGUUUUUGAAAAACAAUGGAAUCUCUCAGGGAGUCACUUGCUUUCUCUUGAGGGAUCACUACAUUCUCACUUGUUGCCAUAUGAUAAACUUACUAGUGGGAAUAAAUGUGGAGUCAACUAUGUGGGCAGAAGCAAUCAGUAAGCAAGCAUGGGUGACCUUUGCUGAUAAAGAUAUUGAUUCAGACUCAGUUAAAAAGUGGUCCAUUGACCCUGAGUUUGGAGUGUUUAACAAAGACUUGGAUUAUGCAAUGUUGAGACUAAAGAAGAAUGACAUUCCUCUUCCCAAGGGUUUACAGAACAAAUGCACUUCUCCACCCCUGAAUGGCCUCUUGUAUAUCAUUGGUUACCCAGAUAAACAGAGAAAGCAGGCUGCCUUUGCUAUAGACAUACUCCCUCAUCGAAACCCUCCCUCACUGCCUUUUUCUGAGCUCGUACUUGUACUGGCAGAUUUCUGUGCCCUACACUGUGCUUGGAAAAAUGUGGCAGCACCCCACCGAUCAGGGCUGAGAGACAAAAUCAUCUUCAUCACCACCAUUGUCUUUGUCAUCUUCAUCAUCAUUAUUGUCCUCUUCAUCUUCUUCAUCAUUUCCUUACCCAGUGCCUUUCUCUAG
Dromiciops gliroides (monito del monte) is the source of this 1314-nucleotide messenger RNA. Its product is annotated as serine protease FAM111A-like. The transcript has 3 exons. The record is from RefSeq and is a predicted model, not a curated record. NCBI's taxonomy places the organism in Eukaryota, Metazoa, Chordata, Mammalia, Microbiotheria, Microbiotheriidae. The coding region runs from base 1 to 1314 and encodes 437 amino acids.